UUUACUUCUCUUUGAUAGAAUGACUAAUAUGUCCUGCACGAGACAUGAAGGCACAGACGUCUUUCUUCCUCAUUCUCAUAUCAUCUCUGAGUGGAUCUCAAGGCAUAUUCCUUUCGGCUUUCUUCACUUAUGUUCCUAUGAAUGAACAAAUCAUCACUGGAAGACUUGGUGAAGAUAUAAUUCUCCCUUCUUCAUUUGAGAGGGGAUCCGAAGUUGUAAUACACUGGAAGUAUCAAGAUAGCUACAAUAGCUACAAUGUUCACAGUUACUACAAAGGCAGUGGCCAUUUGGAAAGCCAGGAUACCAGAUAUGCAAACAGGACGUCCCUUUUCUAUAAUGAGAUUCAAAAUGGGAAUGCGUCUCUAUUUUUCAGAAGAUUAAGCCUUCUGGACGAAGGAAUUUACACCUGCUAUGUAGGAACAGCAAUUCAAGCGAUUACAAACAAAGUGGUGCUAAAGGUGGGAGUUUUUCUCACACCCGUGAUGAAGUAUGAAAAGAGGAACACAAACAGCUUCUUAAUAUGCAGCGUGUUAAGUGUUUAUCCUCGUCCAAUUAUCACGUGGAAAAUGGACAACACACUUAUCUCUGAAAACAAUAUGGAAGAAACAGGGUCUUUGGGUCCUUUUUCGAUUAACAGCACACUGAAUAUUACAGGAUCAAAUUCAUCUUAUGAAUGUACAAUUGAAAAUUCACUGCUGAAGCAAACAUGGACAGGGCGCUGGACAAUGAAAGAUGGCCUUCAUAAAAUGCAAAGUGAACAUGUUUCACUCUCAUGUGAACUUGUAAAUGAUUAUUUUUCACCAAACCAAGACUUCAAAGUUACUUGGUCCAGAAUGGAAAGUGGGAUUUCCUCUAUCCUGGCUUACUAUCUGAGCUCCUCACAAAAUACAACUUUCUAUGAAUCCCGAUUCUCAUGGAACAAAGAGCUGAAAAACCAGAGUAAGCUGAAAAACCAGAGUGACUUCUCUAUGAAUUUGACGGAUCUUAGUCUUUCAGACAGUGGGGAAUAUUUGUGCAAUAUUUCUUCGGAUGAAUAUACUUUACUCACCAUACACAUGGUGCACGUAGAACCAAGCCAAGAAACAGCUUCCAGUAACAAAGGCUUAUGGAUUUUGGUGGCCAGUCUGAUUUUGGUGGCCGGUCUGAUUUUGCUGAUUUGGAAAGUUAAAUGUUGCACAGCCCAAAUAGAAGCCAGGAGGAACAGACACCCUGCUGAUGGAGCCCAACGAGAAAGACGUUGUGUCUCUACUGAGAGCACUCACGAUGAUAAUGCCUCUGAUAAUGCCGAAGAAAACAUGGUAAGGCAUUAUUUCCUUUAUCAAACAAUAUACAGUAUAAAAAUGCUUCUUUAAAAGGGUAAUCGAAGUUCUGACUGAUUCACAUAUCAUCACGCAAGACUUUUAUAUAGAAAAAAAAAAACAGCAAGGAGGGGUUGCAGGAUAAUAUAGCACGAAAAAUAUAAUUAGACUUUUCCCAAUGUCUAUAAUUAAACAGGCUCUACUUGCUUAAAUACAUGGUUGUUCUUCUUGUCUCCUAUUGUUAUUUGUAGAGAAGAUCUCCAAUGGCAUUGUGCAUAUGAGGGUGAGCCAAUGUACUUAUGAUAGAAGCAUGAAAUAUGGGAUUGUAUACAAGUGGAAAGAAACACAACUAUAAUUCACUUGCAAAUUAUAGUUUGAUUGUAUACUUCCUUUUUACUGCAUUCCUUUUAUUAUUUACGUGUUCCAUUAAUCAGAAUAUAAAUAAGGGCUAGGAGUGUGAUAAACUUGUUUUUCCCACUGUUAAAAACCCUGAAACAGCUAGUAGGGAGAUUAAAAUUAACUGAUAAGACUCAGACUUAUUUUGUAAUGGUCUCAUGGAUUUUUAAUUAUAGACGCCAGCAAUAGACUAAAGCUUCUUACCGCCCACCCCAAAACACUACUAUCAUUAAAUAUUUAAGAUAUAAAUGGUUAUUCUGACUUGAACAACAGACAUUUAGAGUCUAUUUUUCUCGGUUCUAGUGUCUUUCAGGAGGAGUACAGGAAAUGAGAGAAGACCUUGACAACUCAUGAUAAGCAUCCUUAAUAUCCAGUGACUUCAUAUCCCCUUUCUGCACUGCAAUUCUAGGCAAUGGCCUGUCAGACCAGACAGUUCUACCACUGCAAAGACUUGUAACCAUUUUCUAGUAUCACAUUUACUUUUCAAGACAUAAGGAUCAUUCACUGACCCACUACCUGCAUUGAGUAUAAAUGCCCGGAUGUUAAGGAUUCCAAUUUAACUUCAAAAAGAACUGUCUCAUUCAUUUAUAUUCCUGUUCCAGUCAGCCCAGGAGGUUACAGUGAGCUCUCCGCUAAGAAUCUGGAAGAAAUGCAUCACUAGGGGUUGGUUCCCAAUCUGAUCAACUAAUAAUGGGUGAGAGAGCAAAUAAGAGCAGAAGUCACCUUAGUGGAAAGGUUAAAAACCAGAGCCUGGAAACCAAGAUGAUUGAUUUUACAAGGUAUUUUUUUCUAGUUUUAUAUGAAUGGUUAUAUCAGGGUAACCAACUCAAUUUGGGAUGAAUCUUAGGGAGGCCAAAGAAUAAGACUGUCAGUAUCUUUAAGAUUGCUAGGAAAAAGGGCCCUAU
Molecule: messenger RNA, 2599 nt
Organism: Chlorocebus sabaeus (green monkey)
Lineage: Eukaryota; Metazoa; Chordata; Mammalia; Primates; Cercopithecidae
Source: RefSeq, a predicted model, not a curated record